Messenger RNA from Danaus plexippus (monarch butterfly), 2293 nucleotides. It is a transcript of the gene Zip99C, whose product is annotated as zinc transporter ZIP13 homolog. The transcript has 8 exons. NCBI's taxonomy places the organism in Eukaryota, Metazoa, Arthropoda, Insecta, Lepidoptera, Nymphalidae. The record is from RefSeq and is a predicted model, not a curated record. Gene Ontology annotation, molecular function: zinc ion transmembrane transporter activity. Gene Ontology annotation, cellular component: membrane. The coding region runs from base 342 to 1445 and encodes 367 amino acids. Gene Ontology annotation, biological process: intracellular zinc ion homeostasis; zinc ion transmembrane transport.
GAAUUAACGUAAUAACUUGGCAUUUGCUAAUGCUAUUCGAUUAUUUGAACUGACACUGUAUUAAUGUAUAUUGUGUUGUCGUUGAUUUUGAUAGUUAAUGUACUGCUUAAAAAAAUAACUGAGUAUUAAAUGUUAAAAUAAUUUCGUCACUAGCGGAGAUGUUUUAAUGGUCUAUCUGUGGAGAUAACGGACGCACUCGAUUUCAGUGUAGAUUAGUACGUCUGCCGGAAUCUUCACUUAUAAUGGAAAAACUUUAUAAAGAAAUAUAGUGUGCUGCAGUCGAGACAUAUUUAGCGCCAAAAAAUUUCUGGUGUAUAAUAUUAAAUUAAAUAUUUAUUAAAAUGGCGAGUGCGGAGAAUUUAAUGGCGGGAUUUUUACCUGAAUAUUUUUAUACUUUUGUGGAGGAAUUAGACGAACAUCCCUGGUUAUUUUCGGCUCUCGCAUCAGUUCUGGUCGGUUUGAGUGGAAUCUUGCCUUUGCUAAUCAUACCCAUCGAUGAAACUGCCAACUUUAAAGACGGCGCUGGCGCUGCGACUCUCCGUAUCCUAUUGAGCUUUGCUGUGGGCGGUCUGCUGGGAGACGUGUUCCUUCACCUGCUACCGGAGGCAUGGCAUCACGACAUGAUGAGCAGUAAAGGGGGUGAGGUGUCAAUGAAGUGUGGGAUAUGGGUUCUGGUGGGAAUGCUGGUGUUCGUGAUAGUCGAGAAGCUGUUUGCCAGCUCGGAGGAGGAGGAUCCCAAGGUCGAGGCCGUGGAGAUAGAAGACAUCGAGAUCCUGUUACGAGCGCAGAAGAGACACACGGAAAACGGGUCGUUGACCGACAAACAGAUGAUGGAGACCUGUGUCUUCAAUAAUAAUACAAAAGGUGAUGCAGUGUGCUGCAGCGCUGUAUCCACCUGCGGGUACAAGGGCUCCAGGUGGAUGGGCAGGUGUCUGCUCAGGGAGGCUCGGGAGAAGAGUUUGAUGAACAAACAGAAGAACGACAAAAAAGAUGUGGCGGGUUACCUGAACCUGAUGGCCAACUCCAUAGACAACUUCACCCACGGCCUGGCGGUGGGCGGUUCCUUCCUCGUGGGCUUCAGAGUGGGGCUGCUCACUACAUUCGCUAUACUCGUCCAUGAAAUCCCUCACGAGGUCGGUGACUUCGCGAUCCUCCUCAAGAGCGGCUUCUCCAGGUGGGAGGCGGCGAAAGCUCAGAUCGCGACGGCUGCGGCCGGGCUUUUGGGGGCUAUGACGGCGGUCGUGUUCAGCGGAGCUAGCAACGCUAUCGAGGCCCGCACGUCAUGGAUCGCUCCGUUCACGGCGGGCGGGUUCCUGCACAUCGCGUUGGUGACGGUGCUGCCCGAGCUGCUGCGGGAGCACGACCGCCUCGAGUCCGCCAAGCACCUGGCCGCCUUACUGGCGGGCCUGGCGCUCAUGGCCGCACUCAACCAUUACUGCGGAUGAACGACACUCACUCACUCACUCACUCACUCAUACAUACACAGACAUUCAUUGAAUCAAACGUCAGGUCGAGAUGCAUUCGAUCAUUCAGAUAUACAAUCACCUUCAUAGUAAUCUUAGUGUCGUUCAUUCAUUCAUUCCUACAAUGAAUAUAAAGCGCCUCGUGUCCGAGGACCAAGUAUUAUAUGUCCAAGCUUAGGUUAAGUUCAUGUAAACAAUACUCAGGCAACUGUCGCUGCUCAGCACACAGCACGCAGCACAGCACGCUGGUUACGUUGCCUUAAACGUAUCCAGAAUAACAAGUGUAUGAGCACCUCACUAGCUCCUCGGUUCAUUUCGUUUCAGAGCACAUCCGAAUGCUUUGUACAACCACUGCGUUAGUUUAAAACAGAAAGUUAUAAGUUAAAUGUACGAUAAUUAUUGUAAUUAUUAUAAUUUACCUUCGUUUAGUCAAUCCAGUAGUCAGAUAACGCGAGAGAUUAAGUUAAAAUGUUUAUUUUAGUUUUAAAUGAGAAUACAAACAUUUGUAAAUAGUCCGAAGCCGCUGGUUUGUGAUACCGUCUGUCAGCUGUGGCGAGCUCUGUAAAUAUAUGGUACGAAGUCCGAAGGCACAAGUGGCAGUUGGUGAAGCAUUUAUACCGUACAAGUGAUGUCGUGCGCGGAUGUUACUUUGAUAAUCCUGAGAUGUGUGAUACUAACGGCCAUAUAAAAGUAUUUUAUUCUGUAAUAAUAUUUUAUGAGAAAUGUUAAAAAUAAUAAAAUGUACAUAAAAAAUAUAUCGUUUCACUUGAUUCAGGCGAUAAUAGUUUACAAGCGGACGAGCAACCGAUCUAAGGCAAUAUAUGAAAGCU